AUGUCCAAAGCAAAUUAUAGUACAAUCACAGUAGAUCCAGAAGGAGCAAGUGAGCCAAGAGAAGAAAAUCGAAAAAGAUUUCAUAUCAUCGUAGGAUCCAUCAUUCUUGCCUUUAUUGCUUCAGUCAUUAUUGGAUUCUUUAUUUUAUUGGGCAAAAAUAAUGCAGACCCUCCACGUAACGUGAUCAUGAUGAUCAGUGAUGGAUUUGGACCUGCUUCUGAAACAUAUGCCCGUCAAUACUCCACUUGGCUCAACAAACGCGAUGUCAAGAGCAUGUUACCCUUGGAUGAAAUUCAUGUCGGUCAUAGUCGUACUCAAAGUAGUUCUAGUCUAGUCACAGAUAGUGCUGCAGGUGCUACUGCAUUUGCAUGUGCACACAAGUCAUAUAAUGGCGCGAUCGGCGUGUUUCCAGAUAAAAAACCCUGCGCUACCGUCUUAGAAUCAGCCAAGAUUCAUAAAGACAUGCUGACUGGCCUCGUCGUCACGUCUCGCAUCACUCACGCUACACCAGCUUCCUUCUCGGCUCAUGUUGCCUGGCGUGAUUGGGAAAAUUUGAUUGCAGAGCAGCAAAUUGGACAUACUCCUCUCGGCAGAACGGUUGAUUUGAUGUUUGGAGGUGGUAUCUGUGAGUUUUUGAGUAAUGCGACUGAAGGUAGCUGUCGUGCGGAUGAUCGUGACUUGUUUAAGGAAGCACAAGAUACCUUUGGCUGGAACGUCAAGUAUGGAUCAAGAAAGCAUUUAGAUCACUUGAAGGAAGAUGAUGUUGAAUUACCCAUCAUGGCUUUGUUUGCGCCUCAUCACAUGGAUUAUGAGAUUGAUAGAAAGCACGAUGAACAGCCUGCACUUCAUGAAAUGGUAGCCAAAGCAUUAGCUAUUCUUGAAAAAAAGUCAAAGGAGCAAAACAGGGGAUUCUUCCUGAUGAUCGAAGGUAGUCGUAUUGACAUGGCUGCUCACACAAAUGAUCCUGCUGCCCAUGUUCAUGAUAUUCUCGAAUACCAACGUACGGUUCAGUUGGUCAAAGACUUUGUAGAGGAACACCCAAAUACAGUCAUGGUUUCAACUAGUGAUCAUGAAACAGGAGGAUUUACUGCUGGAAGACAAGUGGGUGAAGAUUAUCCCGAGUACAAGUGGAAUCCUGAGGUGAUUCAACGUGUUCAAAAUUCUUCUGAAGCAUUAGCAAACGCCUGGGAAUCAUUUAUAAAGACUGAAUCAAAUGUUCAGGUGAUUGAUCAUUUCCUUCGACACGUUAUUAUCAAGGAUGGUUUAGGCAUUGAUGACGCGACUGAAGAAGAAGUUGACAAGAUCAAGGCCUGGGAAAAGAGUGGCAAAACGGCCGAACAGCUGGCCUAUCUAUUUGGCGACAUGGUUUCUCGUCGUGCACUUAUUGGCUGGACUACUCAUGGACAUACGGCUGUUGACGUUAACUUGUAUGCUAAAGGAGAUGGUACUGAAGUGUUGCGAGGUAGUCAUGAGAAUACAGACAUUGGUGACUUUAUUAUCGAUUAUCUUGGUUUGGACCUUGAACCACUCACGGAUAAACUCAAGGACUUACCCGUUUCCGACGAGUUGCUUUCAAUGCAAAUGGAGAAUAGAGUGACAAGCUAUCAUGGUUAA
Rhizopus microsporus ATCC 52813 is the source of this 1614-nucleotide messenger RNA. RefSeq names its product alkaline phosphatase. The transcript is spliced from 6 exons. NCBI's taxonomy places the organism in Eukaryota, Fungi, Mucoromycota, Mucoromycetes, Mucorales, Rhizopodaceae. Bases 1 to 1614 code for a protein of 537 amino acids. Gene Ontology annotation, biological process: dephosphorylation. Gene Ontology annotation, cellular component: fungal-type vacuole membrane. Gene Ontology annotation, molecular function: alkaline phosphatase activity. The record is from RefSeq and is a predicted model, not a curated record.